AUGUCUGAGCCAAGCACAACCGAGACCGUGGUUCCCGCUGACGAGGUGUACGCCACAGCGACGGAGCUGUUUAAUAAAAAAGAUAAUUUAAAUCUCGAAAAAGUGUUCAGCAAGUAUCUUAAAUCAUCAUACGACUACCGACUCUGGAGACUCUACCUGUCGUACACGAGGAGACUUGAUCUGAAGAGCGAGCAGGUGCUGGACGUGUUCUACUUCGUGCUGAACCACUUUGAGCACGGAUACGACAACUACGAGUUCAUCACGGAGGCCGUCGACGAGCUUGAGAAGGGCGACCUGGCUGAAAGCAGCAAGAACGAGAAAAUCAGGCGAAUUUACCAGCAAUUUCUCCGAAUUCCAAUGGCGAGGCUGUCGCAGCUCUGGGCGAGCUACGAGGCGUGGGAGAUAUCGGUGAACAGGAUGAGCGCAAAGAGCAUCCUGGAGCAGCACCAGCCGUUCUACCUGAACGCGCUGAGCGUCUACCAGAAAAUGGCGACUGGAAUCCAAAAGGACGCCUAUUUCGGCGUCCUGGACGUUGAGGUGGAGAACCUGCUGAAGCUGCCGAAGAAGGAGCACAGAAGCCGCCUUCUUGCGGUCUUCUCGUACUUCGAGGGGCGAGUCGCAAGCACAGAGGCCCUCGAGGUGCUCAAGACCAUCUACGUCGAAGACUGCUACGACCCAGUCGGAGACGCAGGGCGCCUGAGGCGCCUUGCUUCCUCCUCCGUCCUCCUCUCCUACUGGUUCUCCUUCAACUACAAGGCCGACUUCUUCAAUUUGAAGGAGAAGGCCCAUUUCGCCCUGACAGCAGUCAACUUCCUCAACUACCAAAUUCAGUUCCAGGGGCUGGCCACCUUCAGGGCCGAAUUCGAUCGAAUUUGCGCCACGUUCCCAGAGGCAGUGACGCCGCAUCUCCACAUCUUCGCAGCAGAGACAGAGCAUCCAAUCGAGAGCAGGAGGGCGUAUGAGAUCAUGGUGAAGGCGCACGAGAAGUUUGGAGACAACAGCUUGCUGAACGAGAAGUUUCUGGAGCUGCUUAUUCGAAACAAUGACGCAGACAACCUGACUGUCUUCUUCAGGAAGCUGGCGAAGACAGAGAAGAUGUACGACAUGAUGCUGGACUACGAGUUCAGGCGAGGAUCGUUCGUGAGGUACAAGGAGCUGCUAUUGAGGAAGCAGGAGGCAUUGAAGAACAGGGAGAUGCUGGAGAGAAACGAGGGCGGAAGAGCAGGAAGCAGGGCAGCAGGGACACAGGGGGUUGUGAGCAGCUGCAUGGGGUCAUUCGAGUAUCUCGAUCUGACAUUUAAGGGCCAGAUUGACAUCAGGAGGAUUCUCAAGAAGUUGCCGAAAGUGCCUGAGGAAGAGAAUUUGUUCGUAGAUGUAAGCAUAAACAAACUAAUUGAACUAAUUCAAAAGGUGAAUUGA
Messenger RNA from Enterospora canceri, 1419 nucleotides. The record is from the annotation of a GenBank genome assembly. Lineage: Eukaryota; Fungi; Microsporidia; Enterocytozoonidae.